Spirodela intermedia is the source of this 1658-nucleotide messenger RNA. NCBI's taxonomy places the organism in Eukaryota, Viridiplantae, Streptophyta, Magnoliopsida, Alismatales, Araceae. The record is from the annotation of a GenBank genome assembly.
AUGAUCGGUGGAGGGGCUCGUCCAGGUGCCGGGCCAGUGCGUGCCGUCGGCCAUCCAGAUGGCCUUUGGAAGCUUCACGCUUUCGACGGGCUCGCCGUCGGCGAGCUCCCUCUGCCGCUUCAUGGCCUUCAUCUCCUCACGGGCGUUGAAGGCGUCCGAUCGACGGCGGAUCGCGUCGGGGAGGCCGUUUAUCCUCACCUUGAACUCGUCGUAUUCCCUCUUCACCCUCCGCCGGUCCCUGACGAAGUCCGGCCGGACCUUGUUCUUGUAGGGGUCCCUCUUCAGGUUGAAGUAGCUCUCCGGGUUCCUGGGCUCGAUGGUGUGCUUACGGCAGAAGGGGACCCAGAUGUUGGCGAAGCUCGCCGCCUCCGCCAUCGCCUCGAAGGUCAGGAGAGCGCCGCCGUCAUCGGAGACGUAGCAGGAGAGCUUCUCCACGGGAUAGUCGGCGGCGAGUAUGGAGAGGAUGGUGUUGGCGGUGACCAGGGGGGGCUCCUUCUCUGGGUCGGCCGUGGAGACGAAGAUGUCUAACCCGGGGAGGUCGGAUCUUCCGGAGGAGGAUUUCUCGAACUUAUCCUUGAGCACAGUGAGGUCGGCAGCGCGAUUCACCGGGCAGAGCUUGGGGAGCUGGUCGAGCAGCCACGAAAAGGCGAACCAGAUCUCGCAGACCACCGACAUCCCCCACAGCCAGACUGCGUCCUCGUUGACGUGCUUGAUCCGCCAUGCCAGGAACAGCCCCAGGACGACCAUCCGUGCGAAUAUCAGAAGCCUGCACGCCGCCAGAGAGAGAAGAGAGAGAGAGAGAGAGAGAGAGAGAGAGAGAGUCAACUAGAGAGAUGAUUGGCGGCAGGGAAUAGAGGGAAGAAAUGAGGAGGAAUAUCGGCGUGCAUUGGGUUUACCGGUAAGGGCUGAGGAUGGCUGCGGAGAUCUUCAGCUUGCGGGUCAGAGGUCGCCAUGGUUUUUUCAUAAGUUCAGAGUGAUGGGCGCCGUCGCCGCCAUCGCCGCCAUCGCCACCGCCGCCGUUCUCCGUCGGCCAGAAGGCGUUACCAUAGCCGUAGGUUCCCUUGGUCUCGAACAGCCAGCGAUUGUGGUCGAAGUCCCCCGUCUGGCUCCUGGUAAGGUUUGUCGACCUCACCAUGGACAGCCGGGGGGCCAUCUUCGACGCCCUCCCCGGCGGUGGAGGGAGCGGCAGCGUCUGCCCGCCACCGCCACCGCUCUCCAUCUCGCCGGCGUCGGUGCUCCGGUAGGGCUCCUUGCAGCCAGGGCAUAUCCCGCCGUCGUCCUGUCGAGCGGCGUCGUCGUAGCAUUCGGCGCAUAUCUUGUGGCCGCACUCGCAGGGGACGAUGUCGACGCCGCGCUCGUCCCUCAUGACCUUGCCGUCGCAGCCGACGGUGGCACAGACGGACCCCCUGGCUCCGGCCAUCUGCGGAUGGCUCGUCUCGGAGUCGAUCACCUUCUCCAUCAGGUGGGCGCGGGUGUGACUGUUGAAGCCGCCGGAGAAGAUGGAGUUCGACACGUACUGCUCCUCCACGCGGACGGAGAUGGUGGGGUCAACGGGGACCUCGCCGGCCAUCGGCUGGUUGUCCGGCGUCGGCGGGAUGUCCACCCGGUACCUGGCGUAUUCCCCGCUCUCUGGUUCGGAGUCCAUCUGCUCCUGGUAG